Messenger RNA from Tribolium madens (black flour beetle), 2136 nucleotides. RefSeq names its product carbonic anhydrase-related protein 10 (gene CARPA). Gene Ontology annotation, molecular function: carbonate dehydratase activity; zinc ion binding. The transcript has 10 exons. NCBI's taxonomy places the organism in Eukaryota, Metazoa, Arthropoda, Insecta, Coleoptera, Tenebrionidae. The coding region runs from base 174 to 1157 and encodes 327 amino acids. The record is from RefSeq and is a predicted model, not a curated record.
UCUGUCUGCAAGGGGUGUUCCACCCCACACUCUGAACAAACUUUCACGCGCUUUGCUAUGAUCAUUCGGAGCGCCAGAGGCAUUUAUGACGGGCUUGUUCGGCAUUGCUUGUCAACAUUUGACUUGAAUUAGUUUGUAUAUCCUGAAAUAUGUGUUGCUGACUCGGCGACGAGAUGCAUGCCACAACGUGCUUCGUUCUUCUUGUCACCUCCUUCUUGUAUGUGGGAUGUGACAACUGGCAGGAAUGGUGGACCUACGACGGCAUUUCGGGUCCGGGUUACUGGGGUCUUAUGAACCCCCAGUGGAAUAUGUGUUCGAAGGGAAGAAGACAGUCUCCCAUCAACGUGGAGCCGGAGAAAUUACUGUUCGACCCUCACUUGCAACGCAUCCACUUGGACAAACACAAAGUAAGCGGCAUGCUGCACAACACGGGACAAUCGCUAGUCUUCAAAGUCGACAAAGACACCAAACAGCACGUGAAUAUAUCGGGAGGACCGCUGGCCUACAGAUACCAGUUCGAAGAGAUUUAUAUACAUUACGGAGUGGAAAAUCAAAAAGGAUCAGAACACCACAUUCACGGAUAUUCGUUUCCGGCGGAGAUCCAACUCUAUGGGUUCAAUAAGCAACUCUAUCACAAUAUGUCCGAAGCACAACACAAGUCUCAGGGCAUUGUGGGCAUAUCGUUAAUGGUGCAGAUCGGCGACAGGUCCAAUCCGGAAUUCAGGAUAAUCACCAACGUUUUCAGCCACGUGAUGUACAAAGGCGCUUCCACACCGAUAAAACAUUUAUCUUUAAAAAAUAUGCUGCCAGACACAGAGCACUUUAUGACAUAUGAAGGCUCGACGACGCAUCCUGGCUGUUGGGAGACUACUGUUUGGAUCAUCCUUAAUAAGCCCAUUUAUAUUACUAGGCAAGAGAUGUACCAAUUAAGGAAGCUGAUGCAGGGUUCGAAAGAAGCGCCCAAAGCCCCUUUGGGCAACAACGCCCGUCCGGUCCAGCCGCUCCAUCAGAGAACCAUCAGAACCAACAUCAACUUCAAGAAUGCCGUGAACGGCAACUGUCCUUCUAUGCACAAGGAGAUGUAUUACAAAGUUAAUAAAUGGACUGACAAUGAUAAGGGGCUACACUCGCCGGCGAACUGGCAUUUGCGACACUGAGCUGCACCACCGACAACUCUUGUAUAUAAUCGACAAACUAAGAGACGCAUUUUGUGAUAACGUAUGCAAUAAUGACCAAGUGGAGGUGCGAAAAAGCGGAGCUUUCCGCACGGGAUGUUAAGUGUGUAGCAGGGCGUGAGCAUUAGGCAUUAUGUGUGACGAUUAUACAAUAACAAACCGUGUCCAGGUAAUGAAUAAGGCAAACAGAUAUUUUAUUAUUUAACAAGAAAAUUAAUUACGCUAAUAAGAGUUAAAUUGUCUGCAGAAGCAAAUACUUAUAUUCAUUUCAAUCUUGUCUGUAUGUCAGCUUGGACGAAAUGAAACUCGAAGUCUGAGAAUAAUCGGGCAUCAGCUGGCACUUAAUUAAAGUAAUGCCCACCUCGGAGCCCUUGAUUCACUGAGACUGUGACAAACUGGCAAACUUCGAGAUAAUCCCGCCAGAAUUUCUUUUCGAAUUAAAAUAGUGAUCCACGUAAAUCUUCAAAUUUAAUUCCAGACUUUUUCGAAAUAUAUUUCAUCCUGCAAUUACGAGUUUUCAUCCAUUCGAAGAUUAAAAGCAAAUCUGUGUCUAAAUACACAUGUGAAACAUUAGAGUAAAUCAGAAACAACUAUAUAACUGGAAUUAUACUGUUAUGCAGGGUAACUUGUACUAAACCUAUUACAAACAUGGUGACCCUUACUAACUUAAAGACAAACAUUCACGAAAACAAAGCAACCGAAACAACCAACCAACAUUUAAUGUUCAACAAUACAUUACUUAUUCAUAAACAGUUUUUAUUUAAAAAUAAACAAAGCGGAUUAAUAUUUCAAUAAUGACUUUUUCAUUUUUAAUUCGAUAACAAUCUUCCUAAUUUUAGUUCUCAGACUUCGAAAGCGUUAAGUUUAGCAAUGAAUUUGUAUGCUUCGUAAGUAGCACAUUAAUGUAUAAUGCCAAAUUGUAAAAUAUAGAUUAAUACAAAAAUAAAAUUUAUUAACAAAC